This is a messenger RNA of Megalops cyprinoides (Indo-Pacific tarpon), 1627 nucleotides long. RefSeq names its product cell division cycle 20 homolog (gene cdc20). Gene Ontology annotation, biological process: positive regulation of anaphase-promoting complex-dependent catabolic process; anaphase-promoting complex-dependent catabolic process; positive regulation of ubiquitin protein ligase activity. Gene Ontology annotation, cellular component: anaphase-promoting complex. The transcript is spliced from 11 exons. Gene Ontology annotation, molecular function: anaphase-promoting complex binding; protein binding; ubiquitin ligase activator activity. Lineage: Eukaryota; Metazoa; Chordata; Actinopteri; Elopiformes; Megalopidae. The record is from RefSeq and is a predicted model, not a curated record. Bases 131 to 1627 code for a protein of 498 amino acids.
CAUUGAAGUUUGUGCAGUGUAACGCCACCAAAACUGAAUGAAAUAGGACGUGCUCGGAAACUAAUUUUUGAAGACUCUGCACUGCACUUUCCCACGGAUUAAGAGUUUCUGCUGUGUUUUGGGUACCGAAAUGGCCCAGUUCGUGUUUGAGAACGACAUGCACAGCAUUCUGAAGCUGGACAUGCCAAUCACAGACGCACCCAUGCCGCGAUGGCAGCGGAAAGCUAGCUCGUCGGGGACCACCUCUGCCAACACCAGCGCGCUUACGCCGGGGAAAUCUGGCAACAGAUCACUCAGUGCGUCCAAGACGCCCAGCAAAACUCCAGGCAAGAAUGGCAAACCCCAGUGCACACCAUCCAAAGCAGGGGCGGAUCGGUUCAUCCCCACCAGGAACAGCAAACAGAUGGACGUGGCCAGCUUCCUGCUGGCAAAGGAAAAUGAGCCCAUGGACCCAAAUGCAUCAGCAGAGAACCAGAAAGCCUGGUCUGUAAGCCUUAAUGGUUAUGAUCUCGAAGAGGCUAAGAUCUUGCAUUUGGGAGGAAAACCCCUGAACGCCCCUGAAGGUUAUCAGAACAACCUGAAAGUCCUCUACAGCCAAGUUCCUACUCCAGUUUCUACCAAAAAGACCAGAUACAUUUCCUCAGCACCUGACAGAAUCCUAGAUGCUCCUGAUCUCAGGAAUGACUUCUACCUGAACCACAUGGACUGGAGCAGUCAGAACCUCUUGGCUGUGGCGCUGCACAACAGUGUGUACCUGUGGAAUGCAAAUCAAGGGGACAUCACCUUAUUGAUGAUGAUGGAGAGGGAGGAAGACUACAUCUGUUCUGUGUCUUGGAUCAAAGAGGGCAAUUACCUGGCAAUAGGUACAAGUGAUCACAAAGUGCAGCUGUGGGAUGUGGAAAACCAGAAACGGCUGCGAAGCAUGGCUAGCCACAGUGCCCGAGUGUGCGCUCUCAGCUGGAAUAACCACAUACUGUCCAGUGGCUCCAGAUCUGGCCAGAUCCAUCACCAUGACGUCCGAGUGGCCGACCACCACAUCUUCACGCUGACGGGCCACACUCAGGAAGUCUGUGGGCUCAAGUGGUCUCCCGACGGGAAAUACCUGGCCAGCGGGGGCAACGACAACCUGGUGCUCGUGUGGUCAGGGGUGGACGGAGGCGCUUCAGCCGUUCACUGCUUCAGACACCACCAGGGGGCGGUCAAGGCACUAGCCUGGUGCCCAUGGCAGCCUAAUAUAAUGGCAUCAGGCGGGGGCACCAGUGACAGACACAUCCGCAUCUGGAACGUCAAUACCGGCUCCUGCAUUAGCAGUCUUGACACCCAGUCUCAGAUUUCUUCAUUGGUGUUUGCUCCAAACUACAAAGAGCUGGUGUCUGGUCAUGGGUACGCACAGGACAGUUUGAUUAUCUGGAAAUACCCUUCAUUGACUAAAGUGGCUGAGCUUUCGGGGCAUGACGGCAGAGUUUUAAACCUGACAAUGAGUCCAGACUCUUCCACCGUGGCUUCAAUCGCAGCUGAUGAAACCGUUCGACUGUGGAAGUGCUUCGAGCUGGAUGCGGUCAAAAAGAAGGCAAAGGAACGGAUGACCAAGUCCACCAGCAGCAUCAUUCACCAAGGAAUUCGAUAA